Messenger RNA from Salvia splendens (bonfire salvia), 1629 nucleotides. RefSeq lists its product as uncharacterized. NCBI's taxonomy places the organism in Eukaryota, Viridiplantae, Streptophyta, Magnoliopsida, Lamiales, Lamiaceae. The coding region runs from base 1 to 1629 and encodes 542 amino acids. The record is from RefSeq and is a predicted model, not a curated record. The transcript has a single exon.
AUGGCAUCCGCCCAGCCCCCGCCAUCAGCGCCCACCAAGUCGUCCACCCAGGCACACGCAUAUGCAAACCAGCCAGCUCGCUCUUUCUCAAACGGGUACUCCCAAUCCCCCUCUCACUCCUCUGGCUCGUCAAGACCCAUAUCCAAACGCUUUCGGAACGUGUCUCUAGAGGAAUAUAGGCGGCACAUAGCAGCAGGGACCUGUGUCAAGUGCGGCCUGAAGUUCGAGCUGACUCAUAGAUGCCCCCCCAAGACGCUCAACGUCCUGAUCUGCGAGGAGGAAGAAGGAUCAGCCGUUGAUUCAGAUCCUGAGGAGUCAGAACUUUUGGACACCGACGUGGAGCCGCAGCUCUCCGUCCUAUCCCUGAAUGGGCUGGACACGACCAAUACAAUGAAAUUAUUUAGGGAAAUCGACUCACAACAGGUCAAGGUGAUGGUGGAUAGCGGCGCUAACUACUGUUUCAUUUCAGAACAGUGUGCCCAACGGCUCCAGCUGCCGAUUACUCCCACAUCGCCCUACUCGGUGGUGUUGGGCGACGGGACCACACGACGAGAAGCAGGGCUCUGCAGGGGCGUUUUUCUUACAUUAGAGAAGGAGGAGUUUGUGGUUUCAUGCUAUGUCUUUCCCCUCCAGAACAUCGACGUAAUUUUGCGGGUAUCGUGGCUCGCUUCUCUCGGAUACGUUUGGGCAAAUUGGCAGCACUCUUCCACGGAUUUUUCAGUCGACUGCCGACCCGUUUCGCUCAAAGGCGAUCCAACUCUAAUGCGGCGGGCCUGCUCCUCCAAGGACCUCCGCUGCCUCGAGGAAGGGGACUGUUGCUGGGUCCUCCAUUCGGUACAGAAAGAGGUCGUGGCGGAGCCUUUCGGGAUCAGCUCGUCCCUAUCGCAGGCAGCCCAAUCGCAACUGCUGAAACUGAUAGAGGAGUUCCCUUCGAUCACACGGGAGGCCGCGGGUUUACCCCCCUGCCGCCGCACUGACCAUCGCAUACCUCUGCGACCAGGUACUGACCCCGUCUCUGUCCGCCCAUAUCGGUAUAAUCAUUUACAGAAAGAUGAAAUGGAGAGGCUCGUCGCCGAGAUGUUGACUUCCGGGGUGAUUCAGCCAAGUACUAGCCCUUUUUCUAGCCCGGUACUCCUCGUGCGUAAGAAGGACGGCUCUUGGAGAUUUUGCGUCGAUUACAGGGAACUGAACAAGCGGACCAUUCCCGACAAAUACCCUAUUCUAGUGAUACAGGAAUUACUUGACGAACUACAUGGGGCCAAGUGGUUCAGCAAGAUCGACCUGAAAGCCGGCUAUCACCAAAUCCGGGUUGCCCCUAACGACGUACCCAAGACGGUGUUUCGCACACAUUCCGGUCAUUAUGAGUUCCUGGUUAUGCCGUUCGGCCUCACCAACGCCCCGGCAACGUUCCAGAGCUUGAUGAACGACAUCUUCAGACCGGCGCUAUGCAAGUUCGUCUUGGUUUUCUUUGACGACAUCCUCGUCUAUAACACGACCUGGGCAGACCAUAUGCGCCACCUUCGACGUGUUUUUGAAGCCUUGCACGCUCACGCCCUCGUCGUCAACUCCAAAAAGUGCCUUCUUGGGCGGGACAGCGUCGAGUAUCUUGGGCUUAUCGUGUCCUUUUGA